CUUGGAAGUAGAGACCGGAAGGUGGGCCCUGGGGUAACCUCCUGACGUGGAUGUGACACGUGGCGGAUCAUGGUUGGUCCGUGAUUUCACUGGACCUCAACAUGAAGCUGCCUUUGCCUUCCACUCGAAGGCUCCGGAACGGGGUAUUUCCGGGAAAGUUUCUCCCUCAAAUAAAGCUGCAAACAGCAAGCGAAGGGGGAAAGAAACAGUAGCGAUCCUGCUGCCGCUGCCCUCCUCAUCGUCCUCUGCUCGCUGCUCCUCGCUUUCCCCACCACCACCAAUCCGCAAAACCCUACUCUCCUCGGGGGCUCUCCUCCUCCUCCUCCUCUGCGCCGCCAUUUCGCCAUGAGUCGUCAACCUGAGGUGCUGUGGGCUCAACGCUCUGAGAAGAUUUACUUGACUAUUUCACUGCCAGAUGCUAAAGAUGUAGUGCUGAAGACUGAACCUCAGGGCCUCUUUAGCUUCUUAGCUGUUGCUAAUGGGGAACCAUUUAGCUUCACUUUGGAGCUGUUUGAUUCUGUACUGCCAGAGGGAAGUAAAACUAAGACAAAGAUGGGUUUGCGAAACAUAAUCUGUUCGAUCCAGAAAGAAAAGAAAGGUUGGUGGAAGCGUUUGCUGAAGUCAGAAGAAAAGCAUCCAUAUAUCAAAGUUGACUGGAACAAAUGGUGCGAUGAGGAUGAAGAGUCUGAUGCACCAGUGGAUUCAGAUGAUGCCUUUGAUGAGGGAAAUGACAGAGACGAAACUGAUGAUGAUGAUGAUGGAAUGCUUUAUCUCCCUGACCUUGAAAAGCUAAGAGGCAAGUGAUUAGCCAGCUUCGAUGAAUGCAGUAGACUUUCUGUAGCAAGUGACUGUUGACGCCACAAAGUAGACUUGUCAUUGCUUAGUCGGUAGUUUCGCAAACAUCUGCAGCUAGCACCAGAGUACCAGACUAUUGGCAUGGUUCUGAUAUGCUUGCGAUGUCGUUUUUAUCAGACUGAUUACUCUUUGGUGACCACUGAUCCAGCGUUUAGGGUAUGUAUUGUUUUGUUACCACUAAUGAAUGACCUAAGGCUAGUAUGACUGACUUUGCAGCAGCUAGGAUGUUAUUAUGCUUUUAUGGAUUCUGAGCACCUUCUCUCAGAUUUGAGAUCCA
Molecule: messenger RNA, 1132 nt
Organism: Oryza sativa Japonica Group (Japanese rice)
Lineage: Eukaryota; Viridiplantae; Streptophyta; Magnoliopsida; Poales; Poaceae
Product: co-chaperone protein p23-2
Biological process (GO): protein folding; chaperone-mediated protein complex assembly
Cellular component (GO): cytosol; nucleus
Molecular function (GO): protein-folding chaperone binding; Hsp90 protein binding
Source: RefSeq, a predicted model, not a curated record